AUGAUAUUCUUUAGUAUAUCAAUAGACUACACCCUCAGAGCUGCCCCAAUUUCAAGCGCAACGGUGCGUAAGCAAGUGGUCAAUACACACGAGCGGCGCUCCGACAAAAUCUCGAUGUGA
Molecule: messenger RNA, 120 nt
Organism: Plenodomus lingam JN3
Lineage: Eukaryota; Fungi; Ascomycota; Dothideomycetes; Pleosporales; Leptosphaeriaceae
Source: RefSeq, a predicted model, not a curated record